Molecule: messenger RNA, 1326 nt
Organism: Diaporthe amygdali
Lineage: Eukaryota; Fungi; Ascomycota; Sordariomycetes; Diaporthales; Diaporthaceae
Exons: 3
Coding region: 1-1326 (441 amino acids)
Source: RefSeq, a predicted model, not a curated record
AUGGCCGACACCAGACGCACAUCAUUCGGUCAUGAUAUGUUACAGAAACACUUUCUCUUAGACGAGAAAUACAACAACCUCAACCAUGGGGCAUUCGGCAGCACACCCAAGUCUGUCCGGGAUGCGAUGCGCCGAUUCCAAGAUGCCUCGGAGGCGGCGCCGGAUCGGUAUAUCCGCUACGAGUAUCCGGGCCUUCUCGACGAGUCCCGCGCAGCAGCAGCGUCCUAUCUCAACGUCCCGGUCGACGAGCUCGUCAUCGUCGCGAACGUGUCUACAGCCGUCAACGCUGUCCUCCGCAACCUUGUAUUCCAAGAAGGCGACAUAAUUGUUUACCUCGACAUUACCUAUGGUGCUGUUCUGAAGACAAUCGACUACAUCGUGGAAACAACGCCUGCGGAGGCUGUCAAGGUUGAUUUCGCCCUUCCAUGCUCCGAGGACGACAUCCUCACUGCAUUCCGUGAUACCAUCCUCGCCCAGCGCGGCCGCGUCAGACUCGCCAUAUUCGACACCAUCGCCAGCCUCCCUAGCGUGCGCCUCCCAUUCGAGAAGAUGGCUUCCAUCGCGCGGGAAAACGGCGUCAUGACCUUUGUUGAUGCGGCCCACGGGAUGGGCCAUCUGCCCCUGGACAUCAAGUCUCUGGACCCGGACUUCCUCAGUUCCAACUGCCACAAGUGGCUGUAUACACCGCGGGGCAGCGCCAUCUUCUACGUGCCGAUGCGCAACCAGCCGCUGAUGCGCUCGUCCCUGCCGACAUCGCACUACUUCGAGUCGCGGCCGCGGCCGGGUGUUAUUCCCAAGCCGAACCCGCUGCCCCCGUCCAACAAGAGUAAUUUUGCGUUGCAGUUUGAGUUUGUGGGAACUGUCGACAACGCUUCGCUGCUGUGUAUUCAGGCAGCCCUCGAGUUCCGCCGCGCGGUUUGCGGUGGUGAGGCCGCUAUCAUGGAGUACUGCUGGGAACUGGCGAGGAGGGGCGGGCUCGCAGCCGCGAAGAUCCUGGGCACCGAGGUCAUGGAUAAUGAAGAUGGGACGCUGACGAGGCAGUGUUCUAUGGUCAUGGUAAGGCUGCCGAUUGAGGUAGCCAGCGCCGAGAAGGGAACGCCAGGUGUGCCUAUCGAGCAGGCGUCUGGGGUACAGGCCUGGAUUUGCGAGACUCUGGUGACGAAGUACAAUACUUUCAUAGCCAUAAUAUGGUAUCAGGGGCGGUGGUGGGCUAGAUUCUCGGCGCAAAUCUACUUGGACGAGAGUGAUUUUGUCUGGGGCGCUAAGGUGCUCAAGGAGAUGAACCAGUUCUCAGAUGACUGGGUCGUUGCGACAGUCUGGCUUUGA